GUCCAUCUCUUCCCCACACCGCAAGCGGCCCUGAGAUCCACACCUGUCAAAGGCCAGGGUUCCCAGUUCCCCAGCUCAAACCGCCCGACAGCCGUCCACCCGCCCACCAUCCCUCCCCGAAAGCCGGAGCUCCCAAGUCUUUGACCCUGCAUCGCGAAGACCUGACAGCGAGGAACAAAUCCCGCGAAAUCCCUUCCUGUUGAGCUCCGACUCCGCAGUUUUCCCAUAUCGCCGCUCAUGGCGAGCUGCCGGGAUAGGUACAGCUGUACCUUCCCAGUUGAAACCCCCAACAGCAUUGCGUGACACGGUGACACAGUGACAUAGUGACACGCAGUCCCAGUUUAACCAUAAUCGAGUCAGCGUGCGAGUCCAGACGAUGUUCCGGGUAAAAGCGGUCCUCUCACUAUCCUAGUCCCCAUUGUUUCACCCGCCCGUUUUUCAAAGGUCCUAGUAUCAGUCUAUCUCUAUUUACUCUUUUCCCCGUCGUCUCAAGCCUACCCGCGACCUUUUGUACCUAUCGUGAAGUUGAAGAGAGAGUGGUGCUGCCACCGGGGACCUCGACCCUCGUUCGACCCGCGUCCCUCCUUCCCUAAGGAAUCGCAGCACCGAGAAGUAUUUGGGCUCCGACAACCGGCACCAGACCCGGCAUUGGUUCUUACCAGGUUCGCUGGCCGCUUCAAGCCGUGAAAUAAUUAUAACCGCGAACCAAGCACCACUACCCCUCGGUCAAACUUGUUGUCAGACAACACUUCGUAGAGCUUCUGCACAAAAGAAGAUAGCCCAACACUACUCGCUUGCACAAUGUCGACAACAGCUGGCGCCUUCAUAGCAGGCGGAAUCGCCGCCUGCGGAGCCGUAACGGCCACCCACCCCUUCGAAACAGUCAAGAUCCGCAUGCAGCUCCAGGGCGAGCUCCAGACCAAAGGCCACCAACCUCACCACUACCGCGGCCCCCUCCACGGCGUCUCUGUCAUUGUCCGAAACGAAGGCAUCCGGGGCAUCUACCGCGGCAUCGGGUGCGCCUACAUCUACCAGGUCCUCCUCAACGGCUGCCGGCUAGGCUUCUACGAGCCCAUGCGCGCCGGGCUGGCGAAGCUGAUGCUCAACGACGCGGCCAAGCAGAACCUGGGCAUCAACAUGUUUUGCGGCGCGGCGUCUGGCAUCAUGGGCGCCGCGGCAGGGAGCCCGUUCUUUCUGGUCAAGACGAGGCUGCAGAGCUUCUCGCCUUUUUUGCCGGUGGGGACGCAGCAUCGGUACAGGAAUGCGCUGGAUGGGUUGAGCCAGAUUUUCAGGGCGGAGGGGGUGAGGGGGUUGUAUAGGGGUGUUGGGGCGGCGAUGAUCAGGACGGGGUUUGGGAGCUCAGUGCAGCUGCCUACGUACUUUUUCGCAAAGAGGAGGUUGCAGAAGCACCUUGGGAUGGAGGAGGGGGCGCCGCUGCAUCUGGCGAGCAGUACGGCUAGUGGGUUUGUGGUUUGUGUUGUUAUGCAUCCUCCUGACACAAUCAUGUCCCGCCUCUACAACCAGAAUGGCAACCUCUACAAGGGCGUCUUUGACUGCCUGGCCAAGACGAUCAAGACGGAGGGCUUCUUCGCCAUCUACAAGGGCGUGUUCCCACAUCUGGCCAGGAUCCUGCCGCACACCAUCCUGACGCUCAGCUUGGCCGAGCAGACCAACAAGUUGAUGAAGAAGCUCGAGGAGAGGAUCCUCUCGCCACCAGAAACACAAUCGAUUUAGACGGCAUGAUUUUAGCGCUUACAUCCUGUUUCUGCUUUCUUUUUUCUCUUUUUCUUUCCCGCAUUAGAUACGGCGUUUAUAUCUUUUCGGCUUUGUUUUUUGGGUGGGCGAGCUUUCCUUCAAUGGGUUGGUUGUUUGUGGAUGGACGGUGGUGGUGACUUUUUUGAAAAAUGAAGACAUUUUUACACUCGACGCCCCUCAUGGAUCAAUCCCCCCGUCGUCUUUGAGAUUUCUGGAAUCUUGGCUGGGCUGGAGGAUAUUUGCUGUGUUGAUCCUGUCUGCCCUUUGGGCGUCAGGGAUAGAGCGGAGAGCGGGGUUUUGUGUUGAUACACUUGUCAAAGUUUGGUGGGGGUAAUCAUGGCGUGUUGUUGUUGUUGUUGUUGAUGAUACCAUUGUGUGUGGAUAUGGACUGGGGG
Molecule: messenger RNA, 2150 nt
Organism: Podospora bellae-mahoneyi
Lineage: Eukaryota; Fungi; Ascomycota; Sordariomycetes; Sordariales; Podosporaceae
Gene: OAC1
Product: Mitochondrial oxaloacetate carrier protein
Exons: 3
Coding region: 802-1734 (310 amino acids)
Biological process (GO): transmembrane transport
Source: RefSeq, a predicted model, not a curated record